AGCCUAGGCACUUAUUCGGCUCAACCUCAGCACAGAAGGACAGAUGCCUCCCCGAGUGGACUGAUGAAACUUUUCAAACAAAAAAAGAAACCCGCAAAUAGUCCCAAUGUUGCCAAGCUCAUGUAUCUAGAGAAUCUUGAAACUUCCGAUUUUGACACCAUCUCCACAGAGGGUUACCAACGAAUUCUCAAGGGCGAGCGCAUGUAUCAAGACGACGCCAGCUAA
Molecule: messenger RNA, 225 nt
Organism: Dibothriocephalus latus
Lineage: Eukaryota; Metazoa; Platyhelminthes; Cestoda; Diphyllobothriidea; Diphyllobothriidae
Source: the annotation of a GenBank genome assembly